This is a messenger RNA of Pristis pectinata (smalltooth sawfish), 2361 nucleotides long. RefSeq names its product tetraspanin 13a (gene tspan13a). The record is from RefSeq and is a predicted model, not a curated record. Lineage: Eukaryota; Metazoa; Chordata; Chondrichthyes; Rhinopristiformes; Pristidae. The transcript is spliced from 6 exons. Bases 403 to 1008 code for a protein of 201 amino acids. Gene Ontology annotation, cellular component: membrane.
UUCAAGGCUAUUGCUGGCUUUUUAAAUUCAGAUCUCCAACAGCCAGCAGAAUCCUGAUCGUGCAUAUCCAGUCGCCCAUUCCUAGCAGGUUGGAGAUGAGGUGAAACAAACGUCAGCCGAGCCCAGGCAGCGGCGCCUGCGCACUUAGCGCGGUUCCUGCUUUUUUUUCCUCUUCUCCUCCUCCUCUUCCAUUCCGUGAUCCUGCAUUUUGACGGUGAAAACGGCGGGGUUGGUGGGGGGGUCGCUGGUGGAUUUGCAGCAUUCUUUUCCUCUCCCUGCCCAGGGUUUCCGAGACGUUGCGAAGGAAGGAAGGAGGGAAUUAGAGCGCCGGUGCCUUGUCGGUCCCCUGGAGCUCGCGAGCAGCUGUGUCGAGUCCCCGGGACGCGCGCUUCGAUUGUGACGAUGGUUUGCGGCGGGUUCACCUGUUCGAAGAACUCGCUGUGUGUCCUUAACCUGCUGUACAUCCUGGUCAGUCUGUUGCUGAUUGGAAUUGCAGCAUGGGGUAAAACCUUUGGACUCGUUACAAGCUUCUCUGUCGUUGCAGGAGUGAUUGGCGUGGGAAUCUUUCUCUUCCUUAUUGCUUUGAUUGGACUGCUGGGAGCAAUUAAACACCAUCAAGUGCUGCUGUUUUUUUACAUGAUCAUUCUGUUCUUGGUGUUUGUAGUCCAGUUCUCGAUCUCCUGUGCAAGCCUCGCGCUCAAUGAGAAUCAACAGAACCAUUUUCUGGAAGUGGGAUGGAACAAAUCGGUAGAAACCAGAGGAGAUGUGGAGGGAUAUCUAAACUGCUGUGGAUUUAAUGAAGUGAACGUGAAUGAAACCUGCAAAACUCAUUGUACCAAUAACUGUAAACCAUGUGGACCAAUUUUAAGAACCUAUGCUGGUGAAGUACUGAGAUUUGUUGGUGGUAUAGGUCUUUUCUUCAGCUUCACUGAGAUUCUGGGAGUUUGGUUAACACACAGAUACAGGAACCAGAAAGAUCCACGAGCAAAUCCAAGUGCUUUCCUGUAGGAGAAAUUUUGGGAAAGGCCACGCUGCUAGAAUAUUGCACUUCUGAUGCAUCCUGUGAAUUUUUUUGUUAUUCAGACUUCCUAUAACUCAAAUCCCAUGUUGCUUGCAAGAUGUUUUUUGAAGUGGGAUAAGAGUUUUCUUUGUUACUCCUUCCUGGAACUUGUUUGAUCUUUCAGAAUUUUAGCAACUCUUUGCAGCCUACUCCUUGUUUUAAACACUACUUCAGCACAAGAGGAUUCCUUAGCAGCAGCCUUUAUCUCCUUGUGCAGUCUUUUUAAAUAAAAACACUACUUUGGCAUUAGAUGUAAUUUUUCAAAGGAAAGAAUAAAAGUUAAUAUGCAUUAUUAUUAAACAGCAAGGCCUCCUAAGAGUAUUGCAGUGUAUGAUGCCUUUGAUUUCCAUUUUCCACAAAUGAAUUUGGCUGAAAUUGAAGAGAUUUUUUUUGAUUGGGUGAUAACCACUGUUAAUAUUAAACAAAUUAGAAUAUAAGUAAAUAUAAGCAUUAAUGCAGUUUGUUUUUAUGUAACAUACUGUACUUUGUGGAUUUUCAGAAGAUAGUUAUAGAUUUGUCUGUUGUCCAAGACACACAAGAUUAAUACAUUUAAGGAAUUUGUGGUCAUUGAUCUUUUGAUCAGCUCUUAGCAAUAGUCACCUGAGGAAAUGCAUUUCUUUCUGCUGUAAAACCUUUGAGUUGUAGAAGUACUUGCAGGAUUGUGUGGAUGUGUGUAGAAAAACUCAUUUCCUUGGGGGGGGGAAAAACACCCAGUCCCUUCUGACCAUACUGUUUCUCUAGCUUUGGAAAUGCUUUGACUUGCCUUUACAUCUGCCAGUGUAAUUAAUGUGAAGCUCUGAUGUAGCCCUGUUGUGUCCUGAUCAGUGAUGAAUUUAGUAUAAUUUUGGCUUUGGCUCAGGUUGUUAUUACCUUAGUCUACUUACACUGAUUUAAACGCAUGUUUUUGAUCAUAAAAACUUAUGUUUGCUUUCACGUGCACAGUAAAAUUGAUUAAUUGGAAAUGUAGCUAAUUGGAAACAAAUUGCUUAAUGUGUUUGUCUAGCCAAUGCUUUCUUCGCAUGUGAUUGAGAAAUUGUUUAUUCAGUUAUUUAAAAUAUUGUCCAAUUGUAUACAAUAGCCAUUUAAAGUUGAGUAAAUUUGGUAGCUUGGUAUUUCAAUAAGUGUACAAGUCAAAUCAUCGAUCAUUUGUAACUUUGGAAUGGAAGUGAUUUAAAAUAUCUUAAUGUGGAGAAUAUAAUAUUUACAGGAUGAGUAUGUUUUAGGAGACCAUGGAUAAAUCGUGGACUCUAACCAUUAAAAUUUCACAUGUGGAUGAGUAAAUUGAAUUUCUGUUCUUUGUA